AUGUCCUCCAACGUCGGCCUCUCCACCCCCCGAGGCAGCGGCACCUCCGGCUACGUGCAACGCAACUUCGCAUUCAUGAAGCCGCGCAACGCUGGGUACGGCGCGCCCUACCCACCCAUCAGUGACGCGAACUCCUCCUCCGAUCACCCGUUAGACAAGCCCUUCAAGCAGCGACAACCCGACAAGCAGAUCCUGGAACAUGAUCGGCGGCGCGCAAUCGAAGUGAAGGUUAUGGAGGAGAGGGAGAGGUUGGAGGAGGAGAAUGAGAGGAUUGAGGAGGAGAGAUCCAAGCAGAAGAAGGGAUCUAAGAAUAAGAAGGAUGAGGAGGUGAAGAAGGAGGAGGGUGAGGAGGAUGAGGAUGAUGAGGGUGGUGAAGAGAAGGUGUUGACGGAGGAGGAGAUUGAUGAGAGGUGUGAGGCGUUGAGGAAGAGGUUGGUUAGGGAGAUGGAGGAGGAGGAAAAGGAGAGGGAACGUGGUGGGAAUGGUGGUGGUGGUGGUGGUGGUGCAGGGAGACGCGGUCGUAGGGCGUGGGAUUUGUCGCCGAAGGAGAGACGCCAGUUUAAGAGUUAUCAGGUGCAUGAGCUGGCGGAGGCGAAGAUUGAGGAGAGUGAGAGGUUGAGGAGGGCGUUGGGGAUUAAGGAGGAGAAAUAG
Molecule: messenger RNA, 651 nt
Organism: Aspergillus luchuensis
Lineage: Eukaryota; Fungi; Ascomycota; Eurotiomycetes; Eurotiales; Aspergillaceae
Gene: cwc21
Product: U2-type spliceosomal complex subunit CWC21
Exons: 1
Coding region: 1-651 (216 amino acids)
Source: RefSeq, a predicted model, not a curated record